AUGACAGUCCCGGCACCGGACACCAAGCGUGCUGUACGGCAGCGCGGCGGGGUCAAAAAGGCUUGCACUCCGGCGGCCCCGUUCAUUGUCAUUGCCUGGCCUGACAGCACGCACAGUGCAAAGUGUGUGUGCUUUGUCUUCAGGACUGAGGCUGCAGUGAAGUUACGAGAUGCAACACAGGGACAACUCCUCCUGACUGUUUCGGUCAAAGCCAAAGCAAGCCGCUGUUUGGAAGAUGUUUCCGAAGAUCGCUGCCCGCAGUGGCUCCCAGAAUGGGUCGGAGCAGGAUGCGCCCUCUCAACCGAACCCAGGCAAGGAGCCCGAGAGCACCUUCCAACAGCCUCCGUUAGCAGCAAGCACCUUGGGCCACUGUCCCGCUUCCUGCACUUUUCUUACUUCCCCACACUCAAGGCAGGCUUUCACCUCAGUGGCCGGAGGUGUCCACUUCGGUCUGGCUCAAGCACGAAAUUUCUUGAGAUGCCUGGCACCACAGAAGAAUUGGAAGCGAGUAACGAGGCCCCCCUAGCCGGGGAGGGUAGCUCAGACAAGAUUAGCCUGGAGCGAGAGCAACCCACAGAAGAGGACCUCUUGUUGGCUGCUGCCUAUGUGUACGAUGCCCAAUACAAUAGAAACAUUCCAUUUGAAACCUCACCUCAAUCUAUCAGAUUUUACUAUCUUUAUAGCCACUGGGCUAUGCAAGUUGCCACCUACUUCUUUAUUUUUCUAAAUCUUUCUCUUGCUCUAUUUGAGGAGCCUGCUGUGUACCCACUCCCUUUCCUGGCUACCUCACUCACUGAAGUUCUUUGCCUUUGUGUGUUUUUCGGGCGGCUUGUACAAUUUGCAAAAGUCACUCCACGUACAGUUUUUUGGAAGGAUACGAAAAACAUCUGUAUCAUGCUAACCAUACUGCUGACCUUAUUAGAUCUGAUUAUCUAUGGAUCCCUUAGAGUCUUUAACAUCCACAGUGUUCGAUGGUCAAGAUUCCUGAGACCUCUCUUCUUAAUCAACUUUCCUGAAAGUCGUCAGAUUCGAAGAGCCUUCCGAAGUAUCCGGAACACUUUGCCUGAGGUUCUCUAUGUAUUUCUCUUGCUCAUGUUCAAUGUGUUGAUGUUCUCCCUUAUGGCCUUGAAAUUGUUUGGUGAUAGGAAUCUUAAAACAGUAGAAGGAUCAUCCUAUUUUACAAAUAUCCUAGAUAUAAUGUUUGAUCUCUAUGUGCUGGUGACCACCGCUAACAGCCCUGAUGUCAUGAUGCCUGCUUACGACUUAGAUUGGCGAUAUUCUCUCUUUUUCAUAACCUAUAUUGUCAUCAAUACCUACAUCUUCAUGUCUGUCUUUCUAGCUGUUGUGUACAACAACUACAGAAAGCAUAUAAAGAACGAGAUUCGCAAACUGGCUUACAUGAAACGUCACAAAAUGAUAAAGGCUUUCAACAUUCUGAAGGCCAAGGAGGGCACGGAGUUCGUUGUGAAGGAAGUCCAGUGGAAGCGGUUAGUUAAGAUAGUGGCACCUGAUAUCAGCAAUUCCCACCGGGAGCUCCUUUUGAGGAUAUCCGAUGAGGAGCAGAAGGGGUAUGUGGACAAAAAGUGCUUUUUGAGAUUAGCUGAUCUGUUGAACAUUCAAGUCAUUACUAUAAAGUUUAAAAGACAUCCCCUGGAGAUGUGGAUGCCCCAUGUGUAUAAGUCUUCAGGAAGUCUUUUUAUACAAAAGGUAGUUCAACACAGGGUGUUUGUCUGGAUUUAUGAUGUAAUUAUCGUAAUAAAUGCUGUAUUCAUUGCCUUGGAUGAGAAAAAUCCAUUCAUUUCCUAUGCAGAAUGGGUUUUCCUUUCUCUAUAUAUUAUUGAAAUACUCCUGAAGUUGUACACCUAUGAACCUAAGACAUUUUUUGCAAGGAAUCAAUUCUGGAACUGGUUUGAUAGUUUAAUCAUCAUUGCAGCCUUGAUGGCCACAGCAGCCAACGCUGCAAUUAAGUCAGCCGUUGAAUAUAACAGUCAACAGAUCCUGGAUAUUGUCUUUAUAUUGAGACUUCUCCGGCUCAUAAGGAUUGUUGACAGCAUUCAGAGAUUCCGGGUCAUAAUGACAACCUUAAUUAAUAUCAUCCCCACGAUGCUGACAUUUGGUGGACUUGUUUUGGUGGUGUACUAUAUGUUUGCUAUCAUUGGAAUGGAAUUAUUCCAAGACAAAAUCCAAUUCUUCUCUGAGAGUUCCACAGAUCCUCAUGCUGUGGACUGUGGGAACCCAGCCUUGAAAGAUUCAACAUUUGCACGAAGCAGAUACUGUAAGAAUAAUUUCAAUGACCUCGCCUCUUCAUUCAUCGUACUGAUGGAGCUCACCGUGGUAAAUCAGUGGCAUGUCAUUGCUGAUGGUUUUGCCCUUGUAACUCAUCAGGCUGCAAAGCUAUUCUUUAUUGCUUUCCAUAUUGUGGUCGUCAUCCUCAUUGUUAAUAUUUUUGUAGCAUUCAUUCUGGAGGCCUUCUUUGUGGAGUAUUCAUUAGAAAAAAGUGAAAUAGAAACUACUAUUGAGAAGAAAAUUCAAGAGCUGGGGAUGGGAAUUCAAGAGGAGAAUGUCUCUGAUGGACAACUGAUAGACAACAUGGAAACAAAUGAAAACAAUCUUAGCGGUGGAGGUGAAAUGCAAAGGCAAAGCUCAAAAGGAUUGUUCUUCCGAAUUGCUUCAAAAAGGUACAGGACAGUCGAUGCAUUAUUACAACGGAUGUUUGAAUCUGAAAUCUCUCCUGAAGAUGAAGGACCUUCCUUGGAUGAGAUUUUGAACCUUUCACCCAGCGAUAUGUAUCCAAAGAAUCCAACCUUUGAAAAUUCUGCAUAG
Messenger RNA from Trichosurus vulpecula (common brushtail), 2823 nucleotides. RefSeq names its product two pore calcium channel protein 2-like. Bases 1 to 2823 code for a protein of 940 amino acids. Gene Ontology annotation, cellular component: membrane. Gene Ontology annotation, biological process: transmembrane transport; monoatomic ion transport. The record is from RefSeq and is a predicted model, not a curated record. Gene Ontology annotation, molecular function: monoatomic ion channel activity. NCBI's taxonomy places the organism in Eukaryota, Metazoa, Chordata, Mammalia, Diprotodontia, Phalangeridae. The transcript is spliced from 22 exons.